Messenger RNA from Histoplasma capsulatum G186AR, 1144 nucleotides. RefSeq names its product vacuolar membrane PQ loop repeat protein. Gene Ontology annotation, cellular component: fungal-type vacuole membrane. Bases 1 to 951 code for a protein of 316 amino acids. The transcript is spliced from 4 exons. The record is from RefSeq and is a predicted model, not a curated record. Gene Ontology annotation, biological process: basic amino acid transmembrane export from vacuole. NCBI's taxonomy places the organism in Eukaryota, Fungi, Ascomycota, Eurotiomycetes, Onygenales, Ajellomycetaceae.
AUGUCUAACAAGCCAAUGCAGAUCCCCCAACUAAUCGAAAACUACAAACGUGGCUCAGCGGAUGCGGUCUCCAUCACUUUCCUCUUCGUCUGGUUCGUCGGUGACAUUGCAAACCUCAUAGGCUCCCUCUGGGCCCAUCUCGUCCCCGUCAUUAUCGCCAUUGCUGUCUACUUCUGCUUCGCAGACGGCAUCCUCAUCUGCCAAUGCCUCUAUUUUAACGUCAAGAAUGCCCGUCUGGAAGCUGCCUUGGCUGCCCGUACACGCAAGUAUGGCUGUGACCGUCGCCGCACCUUGUCCAGCGGGACGGUUGCCGACGAGUCUGACGCGGAGUCCGAUGCAUCCGACCCCACCACUCCGCUCCUCUCCCGUCGCAUGAGUGAGAACCUGGGCAUUUCGGCCUCUGCUUCUUCGGCGGCGCGGAGGAGGCGGUCGUCCGCAUCGGCGCGAAGGCGGCACUCGCAUCCCUACGUACCGGAUUCGUUGACGAAGAUCCUGGAGGAGACGGAGCCCGGAAACACAUGGGUGAAGAAUACUUUGAGUAUUCUUGGGAUCUGUGCCGUCGGGACGGCUGGGUGGGCGAUUGCCUGGCAGUCGGGUGUGUGGCAGCCGACUGCUACCGAGCAGCGAGAGAAAAUGGCUAUUGGCGCGCAGGUAUUUGGGUAUCUGAGCGCCGUUUUUUAUCUAGGAGCACGGAUACCUCAGAUUAUCAAAAAUUACCGUGAAAAAUCUUGCGAAGGACUUUCUUUGCUGUUUUUUAUUUUUUCUCUCAUGGGAAAUUUAUCGUAUGGUGCAGGGAUAUUGUUCCAUUCUACUGAAAAGGGAUACUUUCUUAAGAACCUUCCAUGGCUGAUUGGGUCCCUCGGGACGAUGGUUGAAGAUGUCGUGAUCUUUGUACAGUUCCGAAUAUAUUCCGUCCAAUACGCAGAUUCAUCCUCCUCAGCUGUAAUAUGAAAAUACCCCAAAUAUCCUCCCUCUCGCUCUCCUUUCCCCCUCCAUUGUAUUUUUUAAAAUCCUCAUUUGGGCGGCCUUUUCUUUUUUUUCCUUUUCAUUUUUCAAUUUCUGUCACAUUUAAAAGCAAAACUGGUCAGGAACCAAAAAAUUGGCGGCGGGAUGCAUGUUACAAUUUCACCCUUUUUCUAUUUCG